AUGGCAAACGCAGACGUACUCAGAAGCAGGUUUUACUCAUAUGAUAAAAUGUACAGCCAAGAGCAACGUGAACAGAGCUUCGCAGAUUGGCCCUUCCGAGAAGAAUGCAGAUGCACACCCGAAAAGAUGGCCAUGGCUGGGUUUGUCCACUGUCCCAGUGAGAAUGAGCCUGAUGUUGCCUGCUGCUUCUACUGCCUGAUAGAGCUGGAGGGCUGGGAGCCAAAUGACAACCCUUGGUCUGAGCACAUCAAACGUUCUCCUCAAUGUGGCUUUCUGUGUAUGAAGAAGGACUUCACAGAGCUGACAGUGGCUGAGUUUUACCACAUGGAGAAGGAGAGACUUAAGACAUACAUUAGAAAGGUUUUCAAUAUGAAGAUGGCGUAUUUGCGAGAUGAAAUUGACCAAACACUUGAGAAGCUGAAAUCUAUUUGA
Molecule: messenger RNA, 432 nt
Organism: Lampris incognitus (smalleye Pacific opah)
Lineage: Eukaryota; Metazoa; Chordata; Actinopteri; Lampriformes; Lampridae
Gene: birc5b
Product: baculoviral IAP repeat containing 5b
Exons: 4
Coding region: 1-432 (143 amino acids)
Source: RefSeq, a predicted model, not a curated record